AUGUCUACGUCAAUAACCGCUAAUUCUACUCGUUGGAUUCAUACGGAUCCGUUAUCGGCAUUAUGGAGUAUGUCCGAUAAUGUACCUGUUAAUGAUGUGACAAUUGGUCCGGAUCACAAAACUGUUAUUGUCUUGGAUCAUUCACCUGAUUUUGCUACUUCCUCUAAUUUUAAAAUCGACAUUCCCCUGAAAGAUUCAACAACGGGACAGAUGCGUGUAGUAAGUCAGGUGGAGAAGACACUUUGGACUUGUGCUGUUGAAUCAGCCUUUGAAUUCCAUCGAAUUGUUGAUGAAAUUUAUCCAGAUGGUGUGCGGCUAAUGCGUUUCGUGAUUUCCGAUUUUGUUGGAAGAUUUCUGACACCGAAUUGGGGUACACAACUUAUUUCAUUAGAUCAGUUAUUGAAAUCAUUUGCAUCCUGUGGUGUUCCGGAUGCUAAAGCGGAUUUAUCAUCCUGUUCAAUAAUUAACGGUAUCUCGAUUGCUGUUGAAGCGAUUAGUGAAUUGACAGAAUUACAAAAAAAGCAGUCUGAUUUGAAUUCUGGUUUCAAAUAUUUUGGAAAGUGUAGUAAACGUGGUGAAAGCAGUAUGAAGGAGCAUAGUGAUGAAAAACAGCUGGAGAGCAAAGAAUUAUUCGACGUUGUUGAUGAUAAAAGUAAAACAGACUUGAGAAAUAAGAGAUUUGCGGAUCGCGUAAAAAGGUUAUCACUUAAAAUGAAGUUUGCAAGGCAGAAAAUGUAUGAAUUAACGGUCGAAAAUGGUAUCAAGAAAACGUUUCCAAAUACGGGCUCAAUUGUUGUUUUCACAUCUCUUAAGAGGCAUAUUGACGAAGAUAUUGCUAUGUUGACGAAACAUAUCACUGAAGAUAUUAUCAGCCGCAAUAAAAUUGUGAAAGCUUUGGAUGGUGAUAAAAAUUUUGCCCCAAUCACGCAUGUGCAAGUUUAUUUUAUCAUUAUUUAUCCGGUGACAGACGACAAUAAGGAUAAAAUCUAUCUUCCUACUGCUAAACCGCUUACUAAGCUGAAUGAAUAUGUUUCAUGCAGUGUUGUCUGUGCUGAAGCUGGUCCAUCACUACGACCUGUUUUACACGGUGUUAUUCUGAAGCACUUUGAUUUAGUCUCAACAACAGUUACUAGUAUACCAAUGAAGGAAGAAGCACAACAGGGACAGUCGGUGAAUUAUGACGUAGAGGUAUUUCAUCCACGUCGGAGUCAUUAUUUCUUACAACGAUAUGGUUUGGUCGGACCAGGUUCCAAGUUACGAGUCACUGUUAAUCCCGGCGAUUAUGAAACUGUCAAACUAGCCUGGACAACUCCAUCUGCUAAAAAUCGUUGGAAUCAGUUCCCUCGAUGCAUCUCUGCACUUCCGAUAUCACCAGCAAGUGUCAAUGGUCGGCCAUCUGUUUGUCUUACUUCAUUUCUUCUUAGCGGCAGAAAUGUUAUGCUCGAAGUGUUGAAACAUAAUGUACAUUUGCCACGAGACGUUACACCGAAUGUUAAUCAGAAGCUCAUUUCGCAUCUGUUGAUGUGUCAUGCAGGGCGGAUUUAUAUACAUACAGUGCAUAUCGGAAAUCAUCCAGUACUUGAUGAUAGAAAGCUGUUGACAAACGCAGUAUUACCUAAGCCGAGUGCACCGCUUCGUGUUGCUGAUUUUGCUAGUUUUAUGAAAGAAACACGUCUUGUCAUUUCACAGGAAACAGAUGUUUCACCUGCCUCAGUCGAUGAUGAAUCGGUAUAUAAUGAACAAGCACGGAAGCAAUUGUUGAGACUAACUCGUUACUGGCCCUCCAGGCUAAAUGAAGCUUUCAUAUACAAUAUACCAAAAAAAUUCGACCCACUGUUAACUCUAAUACGACGCAGUGAGCUUUCAACGAAUGAUGUUAAUAAAUGUCGCGAAUGUAUCUACUCGCUAAUGGCUUACAAGGAUUCAAAGGAGCCACUUACUUUGAAAACUAUAGAUUGCUUGAAAUUCAAAAAUCCACUUAGUAGAGAUGAACAAUUCCGAUAUGCUUGUGAUGAGUUGCUGAAUCAUUUGCAUAAUUAUGUGAAUCAUUCGGCGAGACAUCUUGAAGUGUUUAACAUGUUUCUUCAAAUUUCGGGUCUUGAUCGCGCAACUCAUGUUUCGGUGCAAGAUGUUUCAGUCCGUACUAUGCAAUUGCCGUCUAGUUCUUCAUCGGUUUCAACAGUACGAAGUCAAUCACCAGUGGAUACGACGCAACCAAAAAGUCGUAGUAUGUCUCCGGUAAUAAAAAAACCACGGAAAUCUAUAUACACCUGGGGACCAAAUGAAAAGUUGAAUCUUUAUGAUUACUAUCUUGAACGAUAUCAAAAGGAGCACUUAACAAAAUGGAAAGAUUUCGUUGGUCGUGUAAAAGCUGGCAAUAAACCUGCUAUACUUUAUCCAAAUCUUGAUCUUAACAAAGCAUCCAGCAAAGGUGAUGCUGAAUCUGUGUAA
Molecule: messenger RNA, 2451 nt
Organism: Brugia malayi
Lineage: Eukaryota; Metazoa; Nematoda; Chromadorea; Rhabditida; Onchocercidae
Exons: 17
Coding region: 1-2451 (816 amino acids)
Biological process (GO): centrosome localization; regulation of mitotic cell cycle
Cellular component (GO): integrator complex
Source: RefSeq, a predicted model, not a curated record